Messenger RNA from Ogataea philodendri, 1224 nucleotides. RefSeq lists its product as uncharacterized. The record is from RefSeq and is a predicted model, not a curated record. The coding region runs from base 1 to 1224 and encodes 407 amino acids. Lineage: Eukaryota; Fungi; Ascomycota; Pichiomycetes; Pichiales; Pichiaceae. The transcript has 2 exons.
AUGGUUGUAUCUAAUAGCAGGACAACAAGAAGCAAUGUAAACUUUCUUGGCACCGGCUUCUCUAGCCAUCGAGAUGAUUUCCUUGGAGGUGGUUCCUCUCACAAUGGAGUCGUCCACCAAAAGAACAGAUUUCCCGUAAAACUCGGAGGCCAUCGCGUUCAGCUUCCGUCUCACCGAAGACUGUCUCUGUUUCUGAUCAGGCAUGAUGAAAGUUCUUCCAACGUAUCUGUUCUUGAUGAAACCUUCUCUGUAAGGAAUGUUCAAUGUAUUAGCGCAUUGCAAGGCGGAGUGACGCGAGGUGUCGGGCACAGGAAUAACAACGUCGAUUUCUUUGCGCACGUCAAGAUCAACUUUUUCGAACUUCUUGGCGAUGUUUUGAGCGAGCUUGGUUCCCAUUUCGAGUCUGGAUCUGUAGACACUGAUACCAUCCAAAACAGAAUCUGGUCUUGCAAAAUACACGUAUUCAAAGAUGUCUGGGGUAUAGGACUGCAUUGGAACAACUUGCUUGAACUCAGGCUUCAUGGUGUUCUUCGGUAUUAUAACAGCUUCACCGGGCAGCAAGUCUCUGUAGACCUGGAACCCGUGGGCCUUCAGAACAACAGAUUCGGAGGAAAGCAUAUAGUCUUUGGAUCCAUCGUCUUUCAAACGCUCUCCAAUCAGGAUCGGACGGAUACCAUGAGGAUCUCUGAAACCAAUGAUACCGUAACCGGCCAACAUCGCAACACAAGCGUAAGCUCCUCUAACUUUCUCGAAAACACCUUUCAAGGCCUUGAACAGAUCACUGUUGUUGACUCUCGAUUUUCCGUAGGCUGCAAGCUCGCUGGCAAACAGGUUCAACAAAAGUUCAGAGUCAGAGUCAGUAUUGAUAUGUCUAUGCACAACUUCGUCCAUGUAGGUUCUGAGUUCUUCUCCGUUGGUCAAGUUACCGUUGUGACUCAAUGCAAUACCACCCAUGUUACCGACAAGUCCCAACAUUCUCUGUUGAGUGAACACAUCACUGGCCAUUCCGUUACCCUUGCAUUGGUACAAUCUGGCUCUCUUUCCGCAGGUGACAAUACCUGCUGCGUCCUGACCUCUGUGCUGAAGAAACAGGCAUCCAUCAAACAGCUCCGCUGCGCAGUUCUGGCUUUGGUCAGCCAGUACAAUUCCCAAAAUUCCACACAUAGUAUCACCAACUGGUUUGCAACAAUCGAAAUCACCAAAUCCAGUUCUGGUCGAACUUGA